Symbiodinium sp. CCMP2592 is the source of this 2910-nucleotide messenger RNA. Lineage: Eukaryota; Dinophyceae; Suessiales; Symbiodiniaceae. The record is from the annotation of a GenBank genome assembly.
AUGGCAGCCGCCUUCUUGAACCAGCUCCAUGACAUGCUCCACAAGCAGAAGCCGAUCAUGGGCGAUCACUUCGACGGCAUGCUUGCUGCACAGAAAGACUGUGCCGUGCGAGCCAUCUCGCAACACAAAGUGACCAUGCAAGAGGCAGCUGAGCUGUGCAGCUUGAUCCAGCAAGGGCCCUGGAACGAGAGCCAAAAAAAGGAGCUUGGAAAAGCAGUCUCCAACUCCGUCUCGUCGGGGAUGAUGGCUGCUGGCAAGAAGAAGAAGGGCAACCAGGCCCAGGAAGUCGACAACUUCUUCUGCUUUUUGUCAGCUGAAGACAAGCAAGUCCUGGCCGAGGCCAGUGCUGGAGUGCACUCAAGGUGCAAUCACAUCGCCGAGAUCAUGGAGAAGAUGGGCCUGUGUUGGCCAUCGGAGAAGGCGACAGGUCAUAUCGUCUCAACGAUGGCAACACUGCAGUCAGCUGGCCUUGAGUCUCCUGAUGAUUUUCACGGGGCUGAAAAGAACAAGGAUGCCAAGGACAACGAAUUUGUGGCCGUGUACAAGGAGCCAGCCUUGUUGCCCGAGAUCUACCGCAGCAGUCACAAGUCCCUCAGCAGCAGCAGCAACAUCGUUGGCAACAACAUGAUGAAUCACAGCCUGAUGAAGAAGAUGAUGGCCGACGGCAACGGCAAGAACAUGAUGGGACUGAUGAGCUGCAUGUCGACAUGCAUGCAGCAGUUUCAGCAGCAGUCCAACAGCUCGCAACUGCCGGGCUUCAAGUUGUUGGGAAAAGCCGGCGGCAACGAAGCCAGUCCAAAUCGGGCUACAAGCAUGAUGGCGACGACCCCGGUGCAGCCUCAUCAGCAGCAGCUUGCUGUGGCCGCAAGCCUGGUGCAGCCUCACGAUCAGCAGCUUGCUGUGCCCAUGGCUGGGCAGGAGCCUGUGGGUCCGGCCGAGCAGGCUCGUCAGAUGCUUGCUGCAUGGAAUGCAAACAAAGCGGCAGCAGAGGGAGAUGAGGAAGAUGAGGAGACUGAGAAGCCCCGGAAAAAGCCUGCCGCAAAGCUCCAGCAGACGAAGAGUGUGCAGCCGAAGAAGAAGCCGGUUGAAAUUGCGACCGAACGGCUGCAGCAAAUGCCGCAGCCGAAAGUUUUCACCACCCAAAGAGCCCUCGCUCAGAUCCUGAAGGAGAUUCGUGAGCUGGAUGAGCUACCUGCAGCUACAGGCCGGAGCUCGGUGAAAAGAGCUCGUGAAGAACUGCUGCAUGAUUAUGCUACCCCUUAUGGGCCCAUCUACAUCGAGCCCACACUUCAGAAGGAAGACGGCACCGAUGUUACAAUUCCGAUUUUGAGUCCAGCUGCAAUGCUGGCUUGGGCAUGCGAGCACUGUGCUGCCUUCGGCCAGCUCUUGCAGAAGCAAAUGGCACUGAAGCCGCCGACCUACGAGAAGCCUUGGACUCUGAUUUGGUAUUCGGACGAAAUCGCACCGGGCAAUCAACUGAAGCACGUGAACCGUCGCAAGGCCCAGGUCAUCUAUUGGUCCCUGCAAGAACUGGGAGCCCAUGCGAUGUCCUGCGAGUCGUGCUGGUUUACCUUGACGGCGGUUCGCAGCACCGUGGUCGCAGACAUGGGGGGGAUGGCGGUUUUGUUCCGCCAGCUGGCCAGGUUUUUUUUCGAGACCCCCGAUUGGCGGCAGGGGCUUCUGGUCAACUGCCCCAUCGGCUCUCCCCCUCUGUUUGCCGAUCUUGGCAUACUAAACUCCGACGAAGCUGCUAUAAAGCAAACCCUCUGCAACAAGGGUGCUUCUGGACUCGUGUUCUGCGUCCACUGCCAGAAUGCAGUCGACCACAAGUCGCACGUUGCUGCCAGCAGUCGGGGCACACAAGUAUCCAGCCUGGAGACCGACAUUUCCAGAUUUCGUCGCCAGACGAAGGAGUCCAUCAAAGCCUAUAUGGACUACCUCGCCGAGCAGAAGCCCUUGCAGACCAAGACAAAGUUCGAAAAGCUGCAGACUGCCCUGGGUUUUAACUUUAAACCAAUGGGCUUACUGGCCCAUGCAGCCUAUGGCCCCAAGCUGAUAGACUGCAUUAUGUUCGACUGGACGCACGUCUACCUGGUCUCAGGGCUGUUCAAUGUGCUGACAGGGCUUUUCCUUGGAGACCUCCAUCACAAUGGCUGGAAGCACAACGACAUUGAGCGGUUCGCAAGGACUUUCACAUGGCCUGCACGUCUGCGAGGUGCUGCCCCGAAGGAUGUGUUGCAAAAGAGAGGAUCCUACAGUGAUGCUCUCAAGUGCAGCGCAUCGGAGGCUCUGAACUUCCUGCAGGUGCUGCGAACCUAUCUUGUGCUCUGGGUGCUGCCGCAAUGCAACGAGGACAUGAGCCAUCUGGACCUCGCUAAGACCCGCUACGGUCUGAUGAGCUGCUUUGUGCACGAAAGAAAGCACAAAAUCAUCAAGAAAAUCACAAACCAAGUACUCGACACAAGUCGGGCUUUUGAGAAGAGCAUACUCGAUGAUGUGCUACAUGGGCAUUUGCAGCAGCUCGCCGAUCCGGCUUUUCUCCCAGGAGAAGGGGUGCACUUGGUUCAGCCUGUGCGACCAGCCCCUGCCAAGCUCCAAGCCGAGCUCCGGCGAUGCAUGAACAUCCAGGGCGAGAUCAUGACAGCAAACCAGGCUGUGCAUGCAGGGAACUUCACAGUUUCGGCAAAAGACCUCGCGGCUUUGCAUCUGGAUGGUGAAAGGCUUGUCGGCAGGGUGGGCUACCACGUCCAAGCAGAUGGGACAUGCUGGUCACAUGUCACUCUUUGGAACCACGUGCAUGGAGCCAUGUUCACCCUGUCGGACGAUGUGGCCCUUGUAGAAACCAAGCAUAUCCAUGCCACUUGUGCCUUCAGUGUGCAAGGCGACAGUGCUGUCGUGGUGCUGCCAUGA